AUGGAAGAAUUGUUGAAUAAUAAGACAUUCGCGGUGCACGCCGCCGCUGCGGCUACCUCCGUGGCCAUAGGCACUGCCGUGACAUACCCGCUGGAUACUCUCAAAGUUUUGAUGCAGGUUUCAAAUAUAGAUGGUAUUGUGCUCAGUGCUCACCCCAGUCGUGAGGAUGAGCAUUUACUUCUCUCUGAGGCUCUACUGGCAAGAUUUGCUUCUGGAACAGUCGAAUCACUUAUAAGCUCUCCAUUUGAAAUGAUUAAAGUUCGUGCUCAGGUUGCUUCUGCUUCUGGCCUAACACCCCGGCCAUCUAUUGUUGAAAAGAGUGCUGUUCCUCCUUUAGUUUCGAGAUUACUUCCCAGAUAUUCCUUGGAUAUGAAUGCAAUGAGCAAAUCCAUGGGCCUUCUAUCCACCUUGACCAAUAGGAAUGGAAACAUAUUGGAUUCCUUGAAAGAAUACCCAUGGAUGAUGACAGGAUCUGGGAAACCACUUCCUGUUAGCAAUGUUCGAACCUUAUCAGAAAUUGUUUCUUUGGAAGGAUGGACGGCUCUCUGGAGAGGUUAUAGAUCUGGUAUAGUGAGAGAUUCCAUUUUUGGUGGCUUAUUUUUUGGGAGCUGGCAAUUUUUACACCAAGUCAUGAUCAACUGGAAAGCUGUGAAUAUGGAUCCUAUGCCAAGGUAUGACAGUGAAGUUGGUCCAUUAUUGCAAGAUUACACUUUGGAAUAA
Molecule: messenger RNA, 720 nt
Organism: Salvia splendens (bonfire salvia)
Lineage: Eukaryota; Viridiplantae; Streptophyta; Magnoliopsida; Lamiales; Lamiaceae
Exons: 3
Coding region: 1-720 (239 amino acids)
Biological process (GO): transport
Molecular function (GO): transmembrane transporter activity
Source: RefSeq, a predicted model, not a curated record